GGGGGGGGAACUGUUUUACUUUGACACGCUGCAUUACAAAGCAAGUGAACUGAAAUAUCCAAAUUAAUUUUGCAACAGCGCUGAAUCAGAAUGUAAAAAAAAGCAAUGACUGUAAAGCACUCUGCGGAUGUACACAUAUUUAAUAUUUUAAAAUGUAUACCAAUAGAAAUCGUUAAAAAAAUAUAUAAUGUUAAGUAAAAAUCCUAACAAAUGCCAAAAUGUGCCAUAUGCAUAUUAUAAUGUUAACUAUCGUUGAAUCCAUUCUAAAGACACACAAACACACAACGAUGCGUUAUAUUAUUAUAACAAACCCUGUGACCCGAGUCAAGAAGAAGCAAAAAUUCCGCAUGCUUCAUUACAACAGCAAGUGAGAAAACACCCCAGAACGCGUCCAAAGAAGUAAACGGUGACGUUUCCAGACGUGACCUUUGACCCGCCGCGCGCUCCUACGUCAGAGCAAAGCCCGAGAAGCUCGCUCUCGUCUGGGAGCGCGCGCAGCGGCAGAGCGGUCCGGGAGGAGAGAGGUGAGGACGAGGGCGAGUGUUCCGCUUUAUACGCCUUAAAUCUGCUUGUUCUUUUUAGAAUAACAACUGUGCUCAAAGUCUCCCGUGUGAUGUGAAGUUUAAAAACGAUGUUUUUUCAGCGGGACAUCCGCGGGGACAACGGUAACGUAACGGUAACGUGACCGACUGGUUCAUGGAUGUCUUGCGGUUCCCUUUGGAAUAAAUGAACAGCAACAAGAUGUACACCGCUCGGAAGAGAAGAAAACCCGCGCAGAAAGGAGUCAAGCCCGUCCCAGCUGAAGGCGGCAAGUCCAACCCGUCCAAACGGCACCGGGACCGCCUGAACUCGGAGCUGGACCGGCUGGCCAGCAUGCUGCCCUUCCCCGAGGACGUCGUCUCCGGCCUGGACAAACUGUCCAUCCUGAGGCUCAGCGUCAGCUUCCUCCGGACUAAGAGCUUCUUCUCCGUGGCGCUGAAGAACCGGCUGCCCAACAGCGUGAAGAAAAGCAGCGAUGACAUCACAGCGUCCGUGGGCGGGGCCGUACCUGAGGGGGAACUGCUGCUGCAGGCCCUGAAUGGCUUCGUCCUGGUGGUCACAGCCGAAGGAACCGUCUUCUUCUGCUCUCACACCAUCCAGGACUACCUCGGCUUCCACCAGACUGACGUGAUGCACCAGAGCGUGUUGGAGCUGAUCCACACUGAAGACCAGCAGGAGUUCAGGAGCAACCUGCACUGGGCCCUCAACCCCCCAGCCGGCCUGGCCCCCUCCACGGAUCCCGUAGCAGACGGCGAGUCGGCGUCGAGCUCUUCCUGCCUGGUGAGCUACGAGCCAGACCAGCUCCCCCCGGAGAACUCCUCCUUCCUGGAGAGAAGCUUCGUCUGCCGCUUCCGCUGUUUGUUGGACAACUCCUCCGGCUUCCUGGCGCUCAGCAUCCAGGGUCGUCUCAAGUUCCUCCACGGUCAGAGCCAGAGCCGCCCGCGGUGCGACAGCGAGGGCGGCGCCCCCCCCCAGCUCGCCCUGUUCGCCAUCGCCACCCCCCUCCAGUCUCCGGCGAUCCUGGAGAUCAGGACCAGGAACAUGAUCUUCAGGACCAAACACAAGCUGGACUUCACACCCAUGUCCUGCGACGCAAAGGGUAAAAUCGUUCUCGGCUACACGGAGGCGGAGCUAAGAGUUCGAGGCACGGGUUACCAGUUCAUCCACGCUGCCGACAUGCUGUACUGCGCCGAAAACCACGUCCGGAUGAUGAAGACGGGAGAGAGCGGCCUCACCGUCUUCAGGCUGCUCACCAAGGAGAACCGCUGGAAGUGGGUCCAGGCCAACGCCAGGCUCGUCUACAAGAACGGCGAGCCGGACUACAUCAUCGCCACCCAGAGACCGCUGGUGGACGAGGAAGGAGGGGAACACCUGAGGAAGAGAUCCAUGCACCUUCCCUUCACCUUCGCCACCGGAGAGGCGACGCUCUACCAGACGGGUUACCCGCUGCACGGCUUCCCCGACUCCUUCCAGGGAAAAGCCAAAGGCCACAAGUCCAAGAAGGGGAAAUUGGACAAGAAUUGUUCUGAGGACCUGGACCCAAAGUCCCUGCUGGGAGUGCUGAUGAGCCAGGACGGGUCUGUGUACGUCUGCCAACCGGACCCGGAGCCCAAGGCGCCGUACCACAGCGGCCUCCUCGCCGAGCAGCAGAACGGCGGCGAGGGCUUCGGCGGCUCGUUAAGUGGCGACAGCUGCCAUGUGGCGUCGGCCGGGGAGACGGGGAGCUGCAAUAGCAAAGCACCCAGCUAUGACCCGCUGCUGGCCACGCUGGACUCUCUGAGCCUGGACGCAGAGGAGCCGUGCUCCAACAGCGAGCUCUUCAGCGCCCUGGAGAACCUGGGCCUGAACGCCGAAGACCUGGAGCUCCUGCUGCUGGACGAGAGGAUGAUCCAGGUGGAGCUGGGCCCGAGCCAGGUCCCGACCCUCUGUGACCUUCUGACCAACAACGAGAUCCUCUCCUACAUCCAGGACUCUCUGGAGAGCGGGACGGAGGGGCGGGGACAAGGAGACGCAGGCAAGUUUGGACCCGCGGCCCAAAGCGUCUCCCAGCAGCCACAGGCGUGUUUCACACCCGCCGUCCUUCUAGCUCCUCCCAUCACCCAGCUGUCGCAGCAGAUGCUGCAGCACACGAGUGCAGAAGUGAAAGCUCACCCGGGCCACACUCAUUGCGUCUCCCAGCCGGGGACGUCGGACUCCCAGGUGGACCACCGCCGCAGCCAUUGCCCCCCCCGCGCUGCGCCUCGAGCCUCGCAGCCCAACGGCGCGCACAAACAUCUUCUUCUGGGGUCGGGUCACCAGUGGCAGCCUCAGCAGGACCAGCACUCGGUCCACCUGCAGAGCCUCCAGGACCAGCUCACAACGAGCGGACACGCAGCCUUUCCCCCUAGCGCGGGGGCGGGCCACGCCGGCUACACCGUCUCCGACUACCAGACCCCCCCCCGAGAGCUGCAGGGUGACCACGCACACCAGCAGGGCCCCACCCAGAGCUCUGCGCUAGCGUUGGAGCAGUUACUGGGUCCGUCCCAGCCUCAGCACAGCCUGCCAGAGGCCUACAGCGCCUUCCACGCGGCCACGCUCCAGCCCCCCCACAGCAAGCUGGAGAACAGCUGCCUCCUCGGUGCCACCAACGCCGCGUACAUCCGCUCCUGUCUGAUGCCCAACGGGAACGCAGUGGCGCCCAGCGACCUCCCGGACGGACUCGGCGCCCUGCAGGACCCCCGGAAAUCAGGACUUUACCUGUGAGAGGAGGAGGAGGAGAUGUUCAGCAGGACCACAUCAGGUCUGCUUCUCCGUGUCUCCCCUCAGCGCGACGAGGAGACGUGUUCAUGUGUCCACUGGAGCUUCAGCAUCCAUGUCCUCCCUCAUCUGUAAAUACCCACAAGAACAAUGUACACAUCUCAAACACUGACUGCAAGGUUCUACAAGGAUCUUCUAGAAAGAAGACACUUUGAUGCGUCCUUCACAUUAUUGAGCGCUUUAAUCAUUUUACAUGACAGUGUACCUUGGACGGAUGAAUGAAGUGGGAUGAGAUCAACCAGCUCCACAAGCUCAUGCGAGCUUUCAGACUCUUGUUUCUGAACCAACGGCUGCCGUAGACAUGUGGAAUAUUGCAGCUUAAAGCGUGUAUGCUUUGAAAAGGCGGACUAUUGUGUUUAAGGAGUAAGUGUGAGUGGGUUUCAUAAUAGACCCAACGUGGUGAAGGCCGUCCCAAACAAGCAGCCGUGAGAUUUGCAGUGAACACACCACAGAGGUUGGGUGGUGGACGGGGUCGACCCCCCCCCCCCCCCCCCCAGGGGUCCGUAUGGAAGUCCUUCAGCAUUUCAUUCUUCCCGUUAAUGUUGUUGAGAUGAGAUUCAAACAGGUGGUGAGAGGUUUGAUUUGCUGCUGCUGCCACAGAGAGAACACGCUGUAUCUGUGGCGCCUUUAUAGCGAUGAUGCAUUUUUUGCCUGCGUGAGGCUUAUGAUUCCAGAUGUGAUCAGAAAGGAUCUGAUUGGUCCCUGAGUGGACCUGAAAUCUAUCACAAAUAAGCAUUUUGGUUUCCUGACUGGAGACAGCGUGAAAAUCUCCCAUGAAUGCCUUGUCCUACAUGUCCUCAUAUCCUGCACAAACACACACACAGCGGCCCAUCAAGGACCAAACUGUACCUAAUGGAUUACAAUGGAAGCGCAUGGAGGGUCUUUUGCUUUGAUCACAAACAACUGAGAGAAAACAUGUUCAAUGCUGUCUGUUUAUUGUCAUCUUCAUGUGUGUAAAGUUCUUUGAAGCAAUGCGCAAACCAAACCAGGACUGUGAGAACAUCACACAACAGACUUUAAUGCAGCUUUGUGUAGUAAAGUCACACAAACUGCUCUUCCUCAGUGGGACAUGAGGCUGAUGCUGCGUUCACGGCCCCUCAGAUUAAAGGGGUAGUUUGGUUUAUUUCCCUCUGGUGACCCGUGAGAGGAACUGAAGCUCUUAUUUCUGCUCCUUGGGUCAGUUUGGUGUUUUAAAUGAUUCACCACUCAGUCACAAUAACUCAAACAAAUGAAUCUUAUCGUGCUUUUCUCCUUAACUCUUCUCUUUUAAUUUAUUUUAACGCAGCAUCAGAAAUAAAGGUCCCCAGAGGUCAAAAGCUGGACGACAGCAUUUAGCAUUUAGUGCCGCCUCAGAAACCAAAUGUGAAGAACACGUGUGUGUCUGCAGUUGUUGAAUGUGUUGUUGAAACUGUAACAUGACGCUUUUAUUUCACCAGGAAAACGUCCUGAUCGGUGCAUUCUGGUAACAACUAAAUACAUUUACAGAUUAGCCUCGGUUUGUUUUUAAUGUAAACUGGCUUUUCUUAUAAAAGAGAAUAUUUAUAAACCAGUUGUGAGAUCAAAUGUUGUAUGAAAGAUUAUAUGGCGACAAUCAUUCACCAAGGCGCUUUAAAAGCAAACAAAAAAUGGUUGUGUGUGUGCAUAUUGACGGUGUUUUUUUUAAUCGGUGCAAGCACUACUUUAAAGUCACUUACAAACUCCUUUUCCAGCACUGAAAGUAGUCUUGUAGAAAAAGCAUUUUAUGACUUCAUGUUGUGAGUAUUGUUCCCUUUGUCAUGUUUGUCACUUUAGAACAAAAGCAGUGCCAUAAGUCCGGCCUUCAGUACAUCUAAGACACUGGAGCUACGUUUGACUUUUUCUGGAUCCACUUUGUUCACCAGAUGAACGUGAAAAAUGGUUUAUAUUUAAUGUUGGAACCAAACGCCGCAUUUGUGAUUUUAUCGUGGUACUUUUUAUUUAAAGCACAGACUUUAUUUUGUUACUUUUGUCACUGAAGGUCGUAGCUCUAUGUAAACAAAACCUUUUUAAAAUGCAGUUUGUCUUUGAGCCUUGUGUUCCAAAAUGUGCUCUUGGAUCCUGGAAAUAAAGGAUUUUGUGCAAUCACAAACCGAUGGUCUCCUCUCCG
This is a messenger RNA of Pungitius pungitius (ninespine stickleback), 5461 nucleotides long. RefSeq names its product aryl hydrocarbon receptor 1b (gene ahr1b). The coding region runs from base 727 to 3282 and encodes 851 amino acids. Gene Ontology annotation, biological process: xenobiotic metabolic process; regulation of transcription by RNA polymerase II; response to xenobiotic stimulus. Gene Ontology annotation, molecular function: transcription cis-regulatory region binding; nuclear receptor activity; protein dimerization activity. The transcript is spliced from 12 exons. Gene Ontology annotation, cellular component: aryl hydrocarbon receptor complex; nucleus. Lineage: Eukaryota; Metazoa; Chordata; Actinopteri; Perciformes; Gasterosteidae. The record is from RefSeq and is a predicted model, not a curated record.